Molecule: messenger RNA, 570 nt
Organism: Zea mays
Lineage: Eukaryota; Viridiplantae; Streptophyta; Magnoliopsida; Poales; Poaceae
Exons: 1
Coding region: 52-393 (113 amino acids)
Source: RefSeq, a predicted model, not a curated record
GCUCCACGUCCGUGCAGGAGCUCGUCUGCCCGGCGCUCGGUGCCCGAUGCCAUGCUUUCCGUCGGUAGUCUGUACCACCUGCCUGCCUUUGCCUUCCACUGGUUCGCUUCUCCCUCUCCUGUGCUUGGCUGCUGCUUGCCCGUUGAGCACAGCAGGGGGGGGGGGCGUGCCUGCACAGCCGGCGCGAUGAGGGACUGGGCGCCGUCGAUCAUCGCCACGGCGCUGUUCGCGCUCCUGUGCCCGGGCGGCGUGCUGCAGAUGCCCGACCGGCACCGCCCCGUCGACCUCAUGAACAUGAAGACCAGCUUCCCGUCCAUGCUCGUCCACGUCGUCAUCUACUCCCUGCUGCUCAUGCUCUUCCUCGUCAUCCUGCAGCCUCACCUCUACAUCUGAGGUGAGCGUGUUCCCCACCCCUUCACACAAGCUUCUAGCAUGUUUCAGUUUCUUCUUUCUUGGGAUGCAGUUUUGGGCCCUUUUAAUAGCUUUGUAACCUUAUGAACCAGAGGAUUAUAUACGUAAUAUGCGAUCCGUAGCUUCCGUUGGGCAAUAAAGAACUGAAGUUUCCCUGCU